GAUUCUCUCGUAUCGAUCUCCUGGAAAAAAGCAGGCAGGCUGGUCUGAGCUGGAGCUUUGUGUCCGUGUGGAGGGAGAAGCGCGAUGUCCGGCUCGGACACACCGACUGCAGUCGCCCUGCCCGUGGACUGACCGCGUCUGCCCGAGUCCUGGACCCUGAGAGGGAGCGGAGCUGAGGGGCUUUAGGUCUGCUUUACUUUUCUCUUGUUUUUUUCGCCUUUUCCACUCUUUCGGCUGCUGCUGCGCUCCGGCGGGGACAGCUACGGUCCGGAGCGUUACAGCGUCGAGUAAACUCGUGUGGGUGUCCCGGGGAGGAAGCGCCAGGCUCCGGCUCCUCGGCUCUGGUCGCCCCGUGUCCCGUCCCGCUCGCUGGAUGGCCGGGUAUGGGGAGAGCAGGCUCCUGCUGCCCCGGGGCUGAGCGCCUCCCGCUCCCGGCCUCCCUCCUCUGCCUGCUCCUCCUGGGAUAUCUUUCUCUCCUGGCUCCGCUCGGGGCGAGUCAGGUGCAGACCCCUCAGUGCCGGAUCCAGAAGUGCACCACAGACUUUGUCUCGCUCACCUCUCACCUCAACCCCUCGCUGGAUGGCUUCGACGGCGAGUUCUGCAAGGCUCUGCGGGCGUACUCCGGCUGCACCCACCGCACCUCCAAGAGCUGCCGGGGGAACCUGGUCUUCCACUCGGCCAUGCUGGGCAUCAGCGACCUCAUGAGCCAGAGGAACUGUUCUAAGGACGGCCCCACGUCCUCCACGCACCCCGUGGCCCCCAUCGAACCCUGCAACUACCACAGCCGCUACCAGCACCAGGCCACCCUGCCCGGCACGGGGGCAGAGCUCCCGCGCCCCAACUACCUGUUCUGCGGCCUGUUCGGAGACCCGCACCUCAGAACGUUUAAGGACCAAUUUCAGACCUGUAAGGUGGAGGGGGCGUGGCCUCUCAUUGAUAACAAUUACCUGUCAGUGCAGGUGACAAAUGUGCCGGUGGUGCAGGGAUCAAGCGCCACAGCAACCAAUAAGAUCACAAUAAUAUUCAAGCCGUAUCAGGAGUGCACGGAUCAGAAGGUGUACCAGGCGGUGACGGAUGAUCUUCCAGCAGCCUUCGUGGACGGUACGGUAAUCGGCGGCUCCAGCGAGAUGCGCAGUCUGCUGGUGCUGGAGAAAUCUCCCGGCCGUCACGUAGAGGUGCACGCCGCGUACAUCGGCGUGACUGUGGUGGUGCGGCAGCUGGGCCGCUACCUGACGCUGGCCGUGCGCAUGCCCGAGGAACUGGCUAUGGCGUUCGACGAGACGCAGGACCUGCAGCUGUGCAUGAACGGCUGCCCCAGCUCGGAGCGCAUCGACCAGGAGGGCCGGUUGCAGCUGCCGGUGCUCGGCCUCCAGCAGCAACAGCAGCAGCAGCAACAGCAGCAGGUGAGACCUGGAAGGGCUACGUCUCAGCGGGGCUCUACCUUCAGCCUGGAGAGCGCCUCCAGCAAGUGCCGGGAGCAGCUGGAGGUUAAGGACAUUUACUUUCACUCAUGCGUGUUCGACCUCCUGACCACCGGGGACGCUAACUUCACCUCGGCCGCCUACAACGCGCUGAAGGACGUGGAGAUGCUGCACCCCAAGCGGGAGCACUGGCACCUUUUCCCGCGUUCAGGAGCCCACAGAAGUUCAGGGGCGGCCAUAAGCACGGUUCUGCUCUGCUUGCUGACAGCAGUGCUUUCGCAAUUGUAGACUUUCGCAAGAAAAUUCGCAAAAAAAAAAUACAUUUCGCAAAUAAGAAAAAAUGAAAAGUGGGAAGACACUGUUUGAAAACAAUCAAAAAGGUACUUUACUUGUAUAUACUGUGUAUACGCCUUCGGAGGAAACGAGGAUACACGUCUCCUCCUGUCUUUCUAUGACUGUAAAUUUUGUGUACAUGCCAUUUUUUGUUCAGGGGUGGGUGGAGCAGAGAGGGGGUGGAGCUGAGAAGUGGGAGGGGCUUGGAUUAUUAUAAUUGUUUUCUUUUUUAAAUGUGACUGAAUAUUUUUGUUGACCUUGUUUUGUCGUCGUCGUCCUCAGGAGAGGAAGUCUUAACAGAAGCACUUUAUUUUUUAUGUUUCAACUACAGAACAGUGUUCCUUUUCUUGGUACCCACAAGCGCUUUUAUUUGUUUCUUUAUUUUCGUUCAUUUAUUCGUUCUUUUCUUAAUCUGUUUUUCAGUGAAAUUCUCCACACGUGUCUGUACAAAGAUUACACACAUUACACGCAUAGGACUUACCUCACCGUUUAACUCAUUUAACUCCACAGAACCACGUGACAGUUUUGGUAGGUUGGAGGGCGCAGCCGCCCCGGUAAUGUGUUUGUUUUUUGACGUUGAGAUCAGAAGGAUCAGAAAGAAGAAUUGUGAAACAGUAACAGUAUCAGUAAUCUGUACUUUCCUCAUCUUUCCUCAUUUCUGUAGGCUAGAACUCAUCGGUAUCGUCGUUUAACUUUUUGCGUAUGAAUGUUGGUUUUAAUGCAUACAUGAAUAUGAAGUUUUCAAGCAAACACAGAACACAGCAGACAUAGGCUGAAGUAAAACUAAUCCUCAAGAACUUCACAGAACAGGGUUUCCACAAUUGCAUUGUCCGUCAGUGGCUCAAUAUUCAUCAAUUGCCAGCAGGGCAAAUCAAAUUCAUUUAUUUUAUUUACAUUUAAUUUCUGAAUUCUGGCCCUGCGUUUCAUCAUCUGUGACAAUCAGAAUCAUUUUUUUCACAUUUACAUUUUAAAUUAUUUGAGUGGCUCAUCAAGCAGAUCAAGACUCUGACACAACGUUUCCAAGGAUCGCAGCUCCGAAAUGGCUUCAGCAGCCGGAGCCUGAGAGAGCAUAGUCAGUAGAUGCUCUCUUAUGGCUCUCUAAUGACUCGAGUUGUGAUGCAGGCUGGCAAAGGUGUUUGUAAUUGGCGACUGUAUCAGAUUGUGUCAUUAUUAAUAUAAUAACUGUAUUUUUUGGUCGAUAUACUGUAUAUUGUCCCAGAGAUGAUUGCGAUUUUUAAGAUUGUAAGCCAUUUAAUCAUUUAAAGCCAUGCUAAUGUAAUGAUGACAUAAUAACACACUCAUGCAUUACAGUUUCACUCAUUUGAAGACAAAAAGGAACUUUUAUUUACUAGGAAUAUUUUGAAAUUGAAAAUCUAUUGAACUAAACUAUUAUUUUGUAAUUUAAAAAUUCAUAUCUCUUUAAAAUGAUGUAAUUGCAUAAUUAUGGCAUUACAGUAUAUUUUUCACAUCACUGACAUACAAUGUUCUUAAAAUUAAAAUUGUAGUGUACAUCGCAAAUAUUUCUGGGACAAUACAUUGUCCAAAAAAUGUAUUAUCAUGACAGUCCUACAUACAUGAUUGUCAUCACCCUCUUAGUAUUAGACUAAUUGAAAAAAAAUGCAAUGAAAAUUGAGUGAAUCGGUAAAAAUCAUAAAAUCUCAAAAAAAAACACAUAAUUAGAGCUGUGAUUUUAACAAUCAUAGACAGAAUAUAGAUAUCAAAGUAUUUAUUUCAGCAUAGAUUGUGUCUGAUUGGUCGUAUUAAAGUUCCUCUCCAGAGUGAGGCUCAGCACUAUGAUCAUUAUGUUCACUGAGGAGAUAAACUGGAAGUGAAUUCUCUAUUCUCUGUCUAAAGUGAGCCGUCGCCUAGCUUUCUAUUUGACUUUCAGGCUCUCGACUAAUUAAUGUUCUAAUUAUUGCUAAUUAUUGUCUUUUCUUUAUGUAGUUUCGCUCUGUUGCCAAACAAAGGAUCUAUCCUCAGUUCUGUACGGUUUCUCUCCAACCAAAGAUAUCUUUCAUACAUCAUUUAGUGAUUCUGGGACGUAGCUGGUAGAAUCGGUUUAUAUUUAAACUGGUUGACUGGUUGUAAAACAAGUAAUAGUUUUUCCUUAGAUUUUGAAAGAUCUGAAGAUUACAAAUUGCUUCUGGUCUCACUAAAAUCUUCUUCAGUUCUGAUUUUGGUGCUUUUCUAUUGGCUAAUUCGUCAAUAGAUUUGUAUACAAUAUUAAAAGACAAGGUUUUUGAGUGACAGAAACCAUACAACACUUUAACUUGCCAAAAAAUUAUCAUAAGCCACUGUCACAGUGAAAAAAAACACAUGCCAAUUAUUUCCUUAUUAGCACAUGAAGCUCAUGGCACUAUUAUUAGUAUUAUAUUGUAUUAGUAUUUUAAGUUUUCCAAGCCAGUGCCACAAUAUUUCACAUGAUUAGAAACCUUACCUUCACACACCAGUAGGCACACACCAUCUAUUGCCUUAUCCAGAGGUGCAAAUUUUUUAUUUUUUUUUAUUCUUAACUCUCAGAGACUGUUUCCAAAUGUCUUAAAGAGCAUCUUUAAAGACUUUUUUGUAUUUCCUCAUCCUGUAAACUCGUGAAGUAAGUUUAAGUCCUUAAACUUCUUCAAAAUACAGAAUUGGUUUUGAUUGAAUGUUCACAACACUUUAAACACUUAAAAAAAAAAGCUUUUACAGUGAGUUUGCAUUGAACUCAUUAUGCCAGCGAUGUUAAAUGUCAUACCCAAGCCCACAGAAAAGCUUCUGAGUCCAGAUAUCUUCCAUAUCUUCUUUUCUCUGUACCUCCUUUCAGUUUCUUCUGUACUAUUUUGUUUUAAAACUUGCUACUGUAGACUCAUGUACUCUUGUACGUUUAUUUGCAACUACUGCCAGUGCCGAAGAGCUGCUACCAUACUGUGACAAAGUGUAAUAGAUUGUAAUAGAUUUGGAACACUGGGAGCGGUGAUUGGCCAAAUCCUGGAUGGUCUGUAUUUUUUAAUUGGCCGACUCUUUAGAUGGGCUGUCGUGAUUGGCCGAAUAUUAGAUGGGCUUUAUUUCAUUGUAUGAUGAAAAUUUUAGAGACUUGGGCUCGGUUGCACCAGCUGUGCGUAUGUUCAUAGAUAACUUAGCGUAGGCUAGUUGUAAGUAAAUGUUUACUAAAUUCAGAUUUAUCCAUUAUUAAUUUAAAUGGGUUGCACCACAAAGACUAGUAUAUCAUCGCUGUCCAAUAAAAAACAUGUAUCUCUAAAACAGCACAUUUACAGGAGAGAGAAAAAACCUUAACUUUCCUUGUCUUUUUAAAGUCAAUGUAAAAAAGAAUUUAUUUCAGGUUAUUUUGACGUAUUUCUACAGCUCUGGCAAAAAUUAAGAGGCCGCUUCAGUUUCUAAAUCAGUUUCUGAAUCAGUUUCUCUGAUUUUGCUAUUUAUAGGUAUAUGUUUAAGUAAAAUAAACAUUGUUGUUUUAUUCUACAAACUACAGACAACAUUUCCCCCAAAUUCCAUCUACAAAUAUUGUCAUUUAAAGAAUUUAUUUGAAGAAAACGAUAAAUGUCUGAAAUAACAAAAAAGAUGCAGAGAUUUCAGACCUCAAAUAAUGCAAAGAAAACAAGUUCGAGGUUCUCCUCCACAAAUCUUACACGCUGCUUUUGGAUAACUUUAUGCCACUCCUGGUGAAAGAAUUCAAGCAGUUCAGUUUGGUUUGAUGGCUUGUGAUCAUCCAUCUUCCUCUUGAUUAUAUUGCAGAGGUUUUCAAUUUGGUUAAAUUUAAAGAAACUCAUCAUUUUUAAGUGGUCGAGCAAGAUGGAAAUAAAAAUAAAAAAAUAACGCUAAUAAUAUAUCAAACCCAUAUAUAAUCCAAUACCACAUGCUGUUAAGGAUAUGAUAAUUACUUUUCAUUAAUUAUAAAAGCUGUGCCGGUUGACAACCACGUUUCCAUGGCAACAUAUUGAUUGAUAUGUUCUACAUUUGUUUUCUUCAUAUUAAAGCAACAGUCUGUAACUCUGCGCAUGAGGGAGUGAGUUUUUAAUACAUACAGGCUCAUGGUAAAACCAGAUUUAGUAAAAUGAUAGUUUGAAAUUAAAGAUUUAGUAAAGACUUUACACACAGACUUAAGGAAGAAACUUGCGCACAGUUGGUGCAACCCAGCCCAGAGCAAGGCAUCUGAGUGCAAUUAACUGCAAAGGUAAGCCUUCAUCCUGUGUUUUUGCUUUGUUGCGUUGUGUUAAUUUUGUGAUUUUAUUUUAAACUUUAUAAUUUUUUUAUUUUAUUUUAUUUUUUUUGUCGUGAGUGAAUUCUGUUUUCUGUGAAGAGUGACUGCUCAAUGUUUAUACUUAAAUUAUUUAUGAAAUAUAGUGUCUUGUUAGAAAAGUUGAGCUCCAUAUUCUUGCUGUUUGGAAAAAAAAAGAGUUUCAGAUGUGAUUGUACUGCCACCUAGUGGACCACCAUUGUUACAUCAGUGUUUUAGUAUUGUACUGGAUGCGGUGACUUAAAAACAAGGAAAAACGGAAAAAAGUGUGUUUUAUUUAAAACAUUAAAUGAAAAUACAUAAACA
Astyanax mexicanus (Mexican tetra) is the source of this 6294-nucleotide messenger RNA. RefSeq names its product repulsive guidance molecule BMP co-receptor b (gene rgmb). Bases 384 to 1709 code for a protein of 441 amino acids. The record is from RefSeq and is a predicted model, not a curated record. Gene Ontology annotation, biological process: BMP signaling pathway. Gene Ontology annotation, cellular component: plasma membrane. Gene Ontology annotation, molecular function: coreceptor activity. Lineage: Eukaryota; Metazoa; Chordata; Actinopteri; Characiformes; Acestrorhamphidae. The transcript is spliced from 3 exons.